AUUACACCUAAAAUGGAGAAUACAAACUCAGAUAUAUCAAUUGAAGAUUUUAAUGAGAAGGAGCUUGAGGAAUUUCUGAAUGAUUUUCCAUCUGAAACAGAUCGAACUAGAGAAGAAACAGCGGUGGCUGCCAAGCCACCGCCAUCUUCCUCUGAGAUUUCGGCCUGUACAAGUGAUAUUACAUUGACUUCUAUUUCUUCCCCAGUAAAACAAGAUGAUGCUGAAGGUAAAAUAAAAACUGAGAAGGCGCUUGAGCCUUCAGCCAAAGUCAAGGAAGAAAACCUUGAUGACAAAAUGGUCUCAGAAUGUCUUGACAACUUACUCAAAACUGAAGAGCCUGGAGUAAUAAUCAAAUUCAAGCAAGAAGUUAAAGAAGAAACAAGCCAAAAGGAUGCCUUUAACGAUAGUGAUGUAGACCCUGAAGAGCUCGAGAGAUUUAUGAGCGACAUUGAAGAAGAGAAAAUUGUAGAAAGAGAUUGGAAAGAAAAAUUUGACUGGGAAGAUGAAAUUGCUAAUAUUAAUAAGGAAGUUUAUGAUCAAAAUGACUUUUGGGAAAACCAACGGGAAAUAAUUAACGCUACCAAGUCAAAGAGGGAUGUGCUUGCUCUUAUACCAACAGGAGGAGGGAAAAGCUUGACCUUUCAGAUUUCUGCUUUUACUGAGAGUGGAUACACUAUUGUGGUAAUGCCCUUGAUCUCUUUGAUACAAGACCAAAUAAUGUGCCUUGAAAAAAUCACUGACAAAUAUAAGGGAUACUUCUUCUCGAGUGAUGUCCAUGAUGGAUUUUUCACUACUUUAUACACUGGAAGAGAUCCCACUCUGAAAUUAAUUUACCUCACUCCUGAGAAAAUCGUAAAUAACCCAGCAUUUCUCCAAGUGUUAACAAAUCUUUACUACAAGAACAAAAUAGAGAGAUUUGUGAUUGAUGAAGCCCAUUGAGUAUCAACAUGGGGACAGGACUUCAGAGAAGAUUACCUCCAAUUGAAAAUUCUAAAGCAAAGAUUCCCUCGUGUUCCGAUUCUAGCCCUAACAGCGACAGCCACUGACAAGGUACAAGGAGAUAUCAUUAGUCAGCUAUGUCUUGACAAAGUAGUGAAGUUCAAGAGUUCUUUCAACAGGCCUAAUCUGUUCUAUGAGGUUGUCAAAAAGGAUCCUAAAACUCUUGGUGAAGACGUUGCCAAAUUUGUCAAAGCUAAGUUCCCCUAUGAUACUGGCAUAAUCUACUGCUUAUCAAAGAAAGAGUGUCAAGAGCUAGCAUUCAAGCUGACCAAUGUGUUCAAAAUUAAGUGUGACUACUAUCAUGCUGAAAUGAAUGACAACAAGCGUUAUAGUGUUCAGUCUAAAUGGAUGAACGGAGAUAUCCAAAUAGUCAUAGCAACAAUUGCAUUUGGGAUGGGAAUUAAUAAGCAUAAUGUCAGGUUUGUUAUUCAUACAUCUCUUCCAAAGUCUAUUGAAAACUAUGUGCAGGAAUGAGGAAGAGCAGGUAGGGAUGGGAGACCAGCACAUUGACGGCUGUUUUAUGACUAUAAUGAUAGGAGAAGAUUAGAAUUCUUCAUUGUGGUUAACAAGAAAACCACACCUGAACGGAAGAAUGAAAAUCUUCAUUCAAUCUACAAAAUGAUGGAAUUCUGUGAAGAGCCAUUUAGAUGUAGAAGAAAGCUUCUACUUAAAUACCUAGGAGAGUCUUUUAAGACCAAAGAAUGUCAAAGAAAUUGUGACAACUGUCAUCAAGAUGUAAAGGCAAAGGAAAUAAAUUUUGGAAAUGAAAGCAGGACCAUCAUCGAGUUCAUCCAGGAUAUAUCUGUUAGCAAUUUCAAUCUCACCAUCACUCAGACAGCAAACUUUCUCAAAGGUAAAGAUAUAAACAGGUUAAACAAGCGGCUAGAUUUCAAGAAGAAGUACUACAAACGGUUCAAUUUCAUUGAUGUUUCUGUUAUAAAAAGGAUCAUUAUCAGACUGCUGAAUCUGAAGGUUCUAAAGGAGAAAUUUAUCCAACUAAAAGAAGAUGCUUUCAAGAUCCACUCCUUUAUAGCUAUCGGUAGGAAAUCUAAGAAAUUUCUGAAGGAAAACAUGAAGUUAUUUCUGUCUGUGCCUAAUAUCCGGGAUUACAAACCAAAGCACAGAGAAAUAAUCCCAAUCGGGAAAAACAAGAAUAUAUCUCUAGGGAUUGGUAAGCCAACAGAAACAGCUAAGCUUACUGAUGAAGUCUCCGAAGAGAAAGCCCAGUUGAAUGCUGAAGAGGAACCCAAGAAGGAGGACAGUGAUUGAGAUAGCAUAGACGAGCCUUCUCCAAAAGCAAGCAAGGAGAGUGUAGUUACAGUGAUGAAGAGGGAGGAGCAAGUGAAGCAAGAGAAUCAACAGCAGGAGCUAGAGAGAAAGGAGCAAGUUAAAGAGAAGGUUGAGGAUAUCAAAGAAAGCCAAGCUGAUAUUUUGUCACUCAGAACUCCAUUUAAAGGAGAAGUGAUUAAAAAUGAACCUGAUAUUAAAGUAGAGCCUCUUGAACCAGUUCCUUCAGAGAAUACUUUGAAUACAAAUUCAAUCAUUGAAAUUCUAUCUACCUCAAUAAAACCGACUGUUGAAGAGAAAAAGACUUCAAAACCAAAGGAAAUUUUCAAAAUAGAAAAGAAAAAGAUACCAAAAGCAAUUCAUGAGCCUAGUCUUGUUCCUUCUCUCAAAGAGAAAAGUUUCAGCUCUCAAGAUGUUCAAUACAAGUCCUUCAGAUCGAGAUCCAAAAGCUGUAUGCCUACUCCUAAGAAGGUGAAGUAUAUCGCUCUGACUGAGUAUGAAAGAGAAGAGUUAUAUGAUAGAAUUAUGCUAAUAAAGAAAAAGAUACUGACAAAGUGUAAUCCAAAUCUUGUCAAACACUUUUCAGAAAUCCUUAGCCAUAAUUUCAUAUCAUUCUUGGUACUCUUGGUCCCUACUUCUCUAAGACAGUUGACACAUAACGAAAUGGUCAGGCUUACUCCAGAGAUGAAAGAGAUAUUGAAGAAAUACGGAAACCUUAUUUUUGAUGAAAUCCAGCAUUUCCUCAGAUCAAUAAAGUCAUCUGCUUACAGAAAAUCAGGAUUAGAUAAAGAGUCUGAAUUUUGAGGAAAACUGGAAAGUCGAGAGAUUUCUUCAAUACAAAAGGUUAAAAUAAAGUUUUGAGAUGAUCGAACUCUUGACAAUAACUCAUCAUUAUCUAAACUUCCCAGUAGCGCAGUUCCCACUAGCCAGAAGGAGGAACCAAUGGUAAGACUUCCUGAAACUCCUUCUAAAAUAUCAUCACUCGACUUCGAAUCAAUAUCCGCCCCAGUUAAAGCUUCUGCAGUUGCUGAGGAUCCUAACUUACAACUAGUAGAAGAGCCAGAUAAGUCUUCAGAAAGCUCGGAUAGAAAAUCAGUCAGUAACACUUCCCAAAUAUUUGAUGCUGAUGAAGAGCUUGAAGAUGAAGGCUACACAAGCCCUUUCGAAAUUGACAAAACCUAUACAGGUAAAGUCAAUGAGAUGAUGCUGGAUGAAGACAAGAGGAAGCCACAGCCCAACAAAAUCAAACUCAAGGAUCUGGAAAUGAUGCCAAGGAACAAAAGUAUGAUACCGCGAAGAAGUGUCCCUAAAGGACAUCGUUAUGGCACUCAAAUGCCCUCGAUAGAUGAAGAUCCGAGCGAAAAUAGUCAUGCAAAAAGAAGAAAAAUUGGAAAUUCAAGAAGAAUGCUGAAGAUUCCAUACAGGUCAAACACUUAUCCAAUGAAGAGUACGAGUGACCUUCAGAGUAGCAUCAACAAGCUCCAGAGAGAAGAGCAUGAGAAGGAAUUUAACGAAAUAUUCAGCAAGACGACUAGCAAAUCUGGAAAUAAGAGAAAGCCAAAGAAACAGAGUGUCAAGAAAAGAGUCUCCAAGGCCGCCAAAAAGUGACUCUCAGAGGCUUCUAGUCUUAAAGAAAGUGAUGAAGAUGACUAUACAUUUGACGAUCUUGAUAUUCCUAAGGUUCACCGCAAUAGGAAGAGUCACAAGAAAAAGUUUCUAUAA
Messenger RNA from Moneuplotes crassus, 4008 nucleotides. The record is from the annotation of a GenBank genome assembly. NCBI's taxonomy places the organism in Eukaryota, Ciliophora, Spirotrichea, Euplotida, Euplotidae.